This is a messenger RNA of Andrographis paniculata, 2629 nucleotides long. Its product is annotated as WPP domain-interacting tail-anchored protein 1. The record is from RefSeq and is a predicted model, not a curated record. The transcript has 5 exons. Lineage: Eukaryota; Viridiplantae; Streptophyta; Magnoliopsida; Lamiales; Acanthaceae. The coding region runs from base 333 to 2306 and encodes 657 amino acids.
CAGACGCUUCGUUCUUGCGUUAAACCGACGCUCAGGCACCACCGCCGCCGCUCCGCCGCACUAGCUGUCGCCGCCGCCGGCUGCAGCAUCUGUUGAUUAAUCAUUCUCCUUUUCUUCUCAAACCUUUUUUCCCUACUUUUUCUUCAUCGAGAUUCGCUGGCAUCUCAAGCUCGCGUUAGUAAACCUGCGCCGAUCCGGCUGCUGCUGUGGUGAUCCGGCGAUCCAUUUUCAGUUUUUGAUUGGAUGAUUGGAUGCUUUUUUGAACGUGAAAACUGAAUCCGAAUGAAUCUGAUGCGGUGAGUGGAUGUAAUGUAAACUUUUGAUGAAUAAAAAUGGGUUCUGAUGACAUGCUAGACAGAUCUGCUUCUAUUGAAAAUGUCAGUUCAGAUGAAGUUGAGGCUGAAACAAGCAACAUCAAUUCACUCGAAGUCAUUUCCUCUGUUGGUGGCAUUACUCAUGAGAUAGAAAGUGCAGCCGAAGCUUUAACUAGGCUUGAACUUAAUUUAGCUCGCUCCUCUGAAAAAUUGGUUAACUUGGACAUACUUGUUUUGCAUGUGGCUUCAAGGGAAAAUGAUUUUGAGGAUUCUACAUCUGAGGAAGCAGAGAAAGCAGAAGGCCUCGUUGAGAAGGCCCUAGAGUUUGACAUGUUACAUGGAUAUUUAGAAUCUGAAGUCAGAGAGCUGGAGGCAUUUCUCUCUCUUCUCCAGACUGAGAUUCUUAGUACACUGGAGACUGUAUCUUCAUUCAAGCAGCUUGGUGAAGCUACUAAGGAAAUGGAAGAUAAGCUGCAUGAUUGCGAGAUUUCCUUGAAGCAGUGUUUUGAACAGGUCUCAGAGAUAAAGGUGCAAUCUUCAAAAUUCAAAAGGGUUUUGGGAGCCUCUUCUGGAGAUGGACAAUGUAAAGAUGACAAGGAGAUUGCUGGUUUGGAAAAUGGUGACCUUUCAGAUAUAAAUGCAAAGAUUAAAAUGCAGACUGCUGAACAGCAGAGGAAUGUUUUGAGAAUGCUGGAGAAAUCCUUGGCCCGGGAAAUAGAUCUCGAGAAUAAGCUAAAUGAAUUAAGAGGAGUUGAACAAAGUUUAAAACUUCAGUUGCAGCAAGAACUCUUCUGCCUGGAAGUAGAAGCUGAGGAUAUGUGGCAAAGGCUAUUUGAGGCGGAAAAUAGCUCAGAAAUUCUGUUGAUGAUUUCAAAAGAUCUAUUUGCAAAAAUAAAUGGGUUGACUCAGCGAGAUGAUGAUUCGCAGUCCUUGAAAGAAAAGGCACGUGCUUUACAGGCCUCUGAGACUUCCCGGAUUGAACUUGUUGAAAAAGUUAGUUUACUAGAGCAGAAAUUAAUGGAAGCCGAGUCACAACUGCAUCUCUUGAAGGAUACUAUGGAGCAGAAUAAAGAACUUAAGGAAAAAGCUGCCAAGGAAGAAAAAAGGGCCGAAAUUGCUGAAGCUGAGUCUAAAUUGCACAGGGAGUCUAAUAUGGAGUUGAAUAAAGAUGUGAAUCUCUUGAAAAAUAGCCUUGCCGAGGCAACUGAGAGGGUGGAAAGAUUAGAGAAGCAGUUGGUGGACUCUGAGAUCAAACGACUGCAUGCUGAGGCAACUGCAGAAGCCAGUCAAGAGAAACAAAGCAUGUUAGAAUGCACAGUCAAGGAUAUGGAUAAUUUAAUAAAAGAUCUAAAGUUGAAGGUUGUAAAGGCAGAAAAGCUGACCGAGAGUGCUGAAGAUAAAUGCAUCAUAUUGUCUGAAUCCAAUGCAGAACUCUUUGAAGAAUUAAAUUUUCUGAGGCAUAGAGUUCAGAACUUGGAGAAAUCCUUGCACCAAGCUGAUGAAUCGAAGAAGGGCACUGCAAAAGAUAUUAUGGUGCGGACUAAAUUGAUUGCAGAUUUGGUAAUGCAGUUGGCUCUUGAGAGAGAACGUCUUCGUAAUCAGAUAUCAUCUUUGGCAGUGGAGAAGAAAACUGCGAUGACUUAUUUGCAGCAAAUGAAAGACAACUCACUCACCAUGGCCGGAAACAACAGUGCUAAAGCAAGAGAACCUCUGGUUUCCGAGAAUGAUAGUGAAAAUGGAACUAUUAGAGAGAAAAGUAAUGAAGCAAUGAUGGGGUCUUCCGAUGCCAGUUGUGAGACAAGCAGCGUGCACGGAGAGCUCUUAACCAAUGAGAUCAAGACAGGCAACGGAAAUUCCCCUUCGGACUUGGACACCGUAAGAAAUAUAGAUGUGAGGCAACUCAAUGUCAAGCACAUCUUCAUUGUCUCCGCAUUGGUGAUUCCCACGUUGGCGGUAUUCCUGUACAUGAAGUUAGGGACAGGUGAGUUUUAAGGCUGUCAGUCCGGUGCGUGUUCUUGAACCCUCUGGUCGUUUAGCUCGAUUAAUGCUUUCAUUGGUAGAAUUAUCCUAUCUUAGAAUGUGUUUUUGUUAUACAUCACUAAAAACACAUGUUGUUAUGACUCUUGGAUUUUGAUAUCAGAACAUAUUGAGAAAACCUUUAGCAUCGUCGUGAAUAUGGACAGAUUUGUAGCUGAAAGAUAUCCGAAUUUCAUUGAAGGAACAGUUUAUUCGACAGAACGUAUAAUCAAUUGAGAUGAAAGUUCUUCAGGACUACACAUGCCCGGUAUGAAUAAUAGAUUACUUGAGCUUUGCUA